UUCUGUCAUGCAGUAUCUGUUUCUCAGAGGAACGCAAGUUUAUAAAAUGGCUCUUAGAUGGCUUCUGUACACAGUUUGCCAUCUUGUGGGGUACCCUACAAAGGAAGAGGAGUGCAAGGAGAAUGAAGGGUACCCUAAUGGAGAGGUGAAGAGGGUGAAGGGGUUUGAAAUGCCACUUCACUAUCCGCGCUACACCAGAGAGGAGUAUGAGAGCAUGGAGGAGUGGAAGGUGGAGUUGCUUCUGAAGCAAUAUGGAUUAAGUUUGAAGGGUAGUGUUGAAGAGAAAAGAGUUUUUGCAAUGGGAGCAUUCUUGUGGCCAUGAUCAUCAUCAUCAAAUGUCAUUUUUUCUCUGGAAAAAUCUGUGGUAGAUGCUGGUGAUGUACUUGACCGUGGUAUAUGAUGAUGAGGCACGUGAAUAUAUAAUAAAAUGAUAAUGCUGUCGUAAUAUAUGUGUCGUUGUCUAUUUACCCUUGUAUUUGUCGCUGUGUUAAUGUAUGGUUCAUGUGGUCUUGUUUUUUGGUUGAGGUGGUUGAUGCUGAUACGUGUCGGUAACGUGGCAGUUCUGUUUCCACGUAUACCCAAUAAUAACACUUGAGAUUAAUGAGUUCUUUUUUA
Vigna radiata var. radiata (mung bean) is the source of this 615-nucleotide messenger RNA. RefSeq lists its product as uncharacterized. The transcript has a single exon. The record is from RefSeq and is a predicted model, not a curated record. The coding region runs from base 8 to 322 and encodes 104 amino acids. Lineage: Eukaryota; Viridiplantae; Streptophyta; Magnoliopsida; Fabales; Fabaceae.